Molecule: messenger RNA, 3253 nt
Organism: Mytilus trossulus (common blue mussel)
Lineage: Eukaryota; Metazoa; Mollusca; Bivalvia; Mytilida; Mytilidae
Product: zinc finger protein 160-like
Exons: 2
Coding region: 129-2378 (749 amino acids)
Source: RefSeq, a predicted model, not a curated record
GUUAUCUCCCUUAUAGUUGACUGCCCAACAGAGGGCGGGUCUUUUUCAAGAACGCGGUAUAGGAAGAUUAGUGGCAGACAUCUUCAAACGCACACAUAAAUUUAAACUUUAGGUGAAUAUAGAAAUCCAUGAUGACAGACCACAGUGAUGGUCAGCCCAUGUAUAUAUUACAGGAAGGUGGGGAGGAGGAUACCAGUACAUUAGAAUCCCAACAGGGAACAGUCAACAUCUUUACCCAGGAUGGUCAAAUGGUAAUGGAAAUCACAGGACAAGGGGACAAUACUCAGUUUGCUGAUUAUGGUAUAGAUGAGGUUCAGGCAGGGGAACAGAUGUUACAGAUAGCUAACACUUUUAUUAAUGCUCAGGAAGGAGAGCCACAUUUAUUACACAUUGCUAACACUUUUACUGAUCAAGGCAAAAAUAGUCAGGAAAAAAAGACUGACGAAAAUUAUGACACUCAUAUUAAAGGGGAGAUCAUGCAGUCUGAAAAUGGUAGUGAGGAAAUGCAUAUUGUUUAUGGUGAAAAUGAACACAUGUAUUCUGUACAAGAAAAUUCAAGCUUAAGUUCUGGAGAGCAGUCGGUUCUGGUUCAAAUUCCUGAAAUACAGAAUAUAACUGAUCAAAGUUUUAUGAAUUCUGGGGUACAAACUGUUGAUGACAUUUCACAAGACGAUAAUCAAGAAAUAAUAAUAGAAGGUAUGCCAAUACAGUAUCAAAAUCUGCAGAAUGUCCGAUCAGAGGUUUUACCUGAUGGUACAGUCCAAUUAUACGUGGUUGAUGAAGAGGCUGCAAAGGAAGAAGACCAGACUACCGAGAGUGACGAGAAGUUUAUUGUUACUGAGGAGGAGCAACCUUCUGUUGUAUCUGUAGUCAAGGAGACCAGGUACCGUGAUGUGGCCACUCAAAUCACAUGCUAUCCUAAGUUUUCCCGCCAGGGUUUAUUUGAUGUAGCUACUCAGGUUACUAAGAGAGAUAUUUUAGGUGGAACUGUUAAAAAUCGUCAACUUCCAAAUGGAACAACUAUCAUUCAAAACAAUAUUAAAACUCAAAAUCAAAGCACUGUUAUACUAAAUGCUGGAGCAAGUUCUCAAAUGGUCUUCUAUAAAUGUAAUAUAUGUGGGAAGUUGUACAAAAAUAAACCAAACUGGCAAAAUCACAUCAAAACUCAUGCUACUGAAAAGGUUUAUAUGUGUGGACAUUGUGGUAAAAUUUUCCAGAAAGCCAGUUUGGCAUCCCAUUUAAGAACUCAUUCAGAAUUAGCUCAGAUUGCUGUCUUUGAAAAUUUGCCAGACAAUAUGAAGCGUAAAAAUCAUAAAGCCAUACCUGGACUAAUACUGUCAAGUGAAGAGGCUUCUAUUAUAGAACUAGAUAUUAUUGAUGUACCGACAGAGGCUGAUGAAUCUAUGUUACCAGAGCCAGAACCCGAACCUGAACCUCCACAAGCCGAUCUAUCAGAGGUUUACACAGAUAACGACAUUCCUGCCAAAAUGCACAUGGAAGUUGAAGCUGAGACAGAAAUACAAGAAGGAACAAAGUCAAAGUUUGUUUACAAGUGUAACGUGUGUGGUAAAGAAUAUAACAGUAAAAGUAACUGUCAUCGCCAUUUAAAAUCUCACACAAAUGACAAGGAAUAUAAGUGUGGAUAUUGUGGUAAAGGUUUUACACAUAAAUAUGAAGUCAGAAUGCAUUGUAGAAUACAUACGGGUGAAAAACCAUUCAAAUGUCCAAUCUGUACCAGGGGAUUUAAUGAGAGUGGAAAUCUACGUCGACACAUGAAAAUUCACGUCAAGGACGAAUCUCCAUACAAAUGUGGUGUUUGCUUUAAAGGAUUCAACAAUACAGCUAGGUUAAAUGCUCAUAUGAAAGUACACACUGGAGAAAUUGUGUGUGAUACAUGUAAUAGAAAAUUCAAUAAAAUCUCCGAUUUGUACCGACACAUUAGAAUACACACUGGUGAACGUCCGUAUAAAUGUGAUUUUUGUGAUAAAACUUUCUGCCAAAAAGUCAACUUAGUCACACACAAGCGGACACAUACAGGACUUAAAGCAUUCAGAUGUGACCUCUGUGGACUAGGGUUCAGUCGUAAGACGAUACUUGAUACACACAUGCAAACUCAUGACAAUCCUGCUAUUGCUAAGGAUAGGGGAACUGUUGAACGUACACCUGUUAAGAUGGAACCUUCAGAGGAAUUACAAAUUAUAGAGAACGAAAUGUCACGAGAUCAGUCACAGAUAAAUAGAGUGGAAACCACACCACGUGAAAUCAUUACUACAGACAGUGGUACAGAAAUGGAAAUAGAACAAUUAGCUAUUCAGCAAGAUAUAUCAUUAGAUGAAGAAAUUCAUGUUCAGGAAGAGACUUGUGUAACGAUAGGCUGACAAUGGAUCUUACUUCUAUCAAUGAAUUUUUAUUUAUUUAUGUGCAUCAAUGAUACAGAGAAAAUAUGGCUGUAAUAAAAUAUGCAUUUAAAAUGUGAUGAAUAUUUAUUGAAAAUCAUGUUAAAACAUCAUCGAAAAUCUUCAAAUUGAUGUAUACAAAAAAUUUUCAUUGUUGAUUACAUUAUAGAUUUAACAGUCAGUCAUGUCAGUUGGUCAAAUUCAAAAAUUGAAAUAUGCAUUACCUUUUCACAAAUUGUCAGUAGAAUUUAGAAUUAUUUAAAUUUAGAAGGGGAGAAAUACAUGCAAUAUGAUGGUUAUAUUCUGCUUAAACUGCAAUUUUACAAAUGAAAUAUUGAACUCAUUUUAGCUUCUUUGCAUUUACUGUAAAUUCAGAAAUUAUUGCGUGCAUUUAUUAUUGCAAUUUUGUCAUUUUAAACUUAAAUGCGAUUUUAAUUUUUACGAUUUUGAGAAAAAUCCUGUUAAAUUCAUUUAAAAUAUUUCAAAAUGCGAGUUUAAAUUAUUGCGUUUAAAACUCCGUUGCAUUUUUCGCAAUAAUAAAAACCUUGCAUUAAUUUCUGAAUUUACAGUAUACAUUUUGUAGUUAUAACACCCUCUUGGAUAAAGCUGUUGAUCAUGUGCAUGUCUAUAACAAGAUCAUAGAAUAAGUAAGAGUUGAAAUUAAAAAAUUAGAAAAACUGAUGUCAGCCAGACCACUGUUAUUUUUUUGAACAUAUUGAAUGGUCUUUUGAUAAAUAGGUGAUACUCUUAACUACAUGUAUUAGAAUUGGAAGGGAUAAACAAUUGCAAAUAAACCUAUAGCUAUUAUACAGUCUUCUACAUUGUUAAAAAUUCAUAUAGGUUCAUUUUCUUACAGC